AUGCCAGCACUAUCACUCGCGGGUCGCACGGCCUUUAUCACCGGUGGAUCGCGCGGAAUCGGUCUUGAGAUCGGCAAAUCGCUCGCUGCACGCGGUGCCAAUGUCGUGAUCGCAGCCAAGACGGCUACGCCGCACCCCAAGUUGCCGGGUACGAUCUUCACCGCCUGCGACGAGAUCUCCUCGGCUGCCCAGGCGUCGGGCUCUUCGGCGGUUGCUCAUCCUGUUCAGCUCGACAUUCGGGAUGCGACUGCGGUGGAAAAGGCGAUUGACGAUGUGGCGGCCAAGUUUGGCGGGCUCGACAUUGUCGUCAACAACGCGUCGGCGAUCAACAUGGCGCCUACAGUCAAGGCGAGUGUUAAGAGCUAUGAUCUGAUGAAUGGGAUCAAUGCUAGGGGAACGUGGUUGGUUUCGCGAUUUGCGCUGCCGCAUCUGCUCGAGAGUGCUGGCAAGGGCAACAAUCCGCACGUCCUCACGCUCAGUCCACCGCUCAACUUCAACUCGCUCUCCACCACCCCUGGUCCCGGUGGGAAGGAAGCAGCGAUCUUCCCGCAUCAGUUCGCACAGACCGCCGCGGCGUACACCAUCGCCAAGUACGGCAUGUCGCUGCUCACCCUCGGCCUGUCCGCGGAAACGCUCGGCAAGGUGGGCGUCAACUCGCUCUGGCCCUACACAUUGAUCGCAACGUCCGCCAUGAAGAUCGUCAGCAAGGAUGCCGAGGUCGAGGAGAGGAGGUGGAGGAGUCCCACCAUUGUCGCCGAGGCAGCAGCAAGGGUCGUCGAGGAAAACGCGGCGACGUUCAGCGGGCAAUUCUUGGUCGACGAGCUGUAUCUGCGCGAGAAAGGCUUUGGGUUGGAGGACAUUAAGAAGUUCAACGUGGACGAGACGACGGAGCUGGAGAAUCUUGCCGAGGACCUGUACAUCAGCCAGGAGCUCAGGGAUGCAAUCCGGGCGAGCCGGAAGUAG
Messenger RNA from Kalmanozyma brasiliensis GHG001, 963 nucleotides. RefSeq names its product Short-chain dehydrogenase/reductase SDR. Gene Ontology annotation, cellular component: mitochondrion. The record is from RefSeq and is a predicted model, not a curated record. Gene Ontology annotation, molecular function: oxidoreductase activity. NCBI's taxonomy places the organism in Eukaryota, Fungi, Basidiomycota, Ustilaginomycetes, Ustilaginales. The coding region runs from base 1 to 963 and encodes 320 amino acids. The transcript has a single exon.